Adineta ricciae is the source of this 4548-nucleotide messenger RNA. The record is from the annotation of a GenBank genome assembly. Lineage: Eukaryota; Metazoa; Rotifera; Eurotatoria; Adinetida; Adinetidae.
AUGUCUUCUAUUACUACUCAUCUUUUCAUUUUCUUAGCUCUUACUCUAACAAUAUGCGAGACUGGUCCAGUUAUAUGUCUCCAACGUGUUCCGAUUUUUACAUGUCCAUCGAAAAGUUGCAUUACACCUGACUGGGCUAUAACCAGCAAGCGUUAUCCAUGUGAUUGCUAUGAAACAGAGAGAAUUGCCGUUAAAUAUUGUGUACGACCAAAUAAUGAAAGCAAUUACACGAUGAUUGAUCCUCUUAAAAUAUCUGAUCAAUAUUUAACUUUUAAUGACUUAUAUCAUUUAAAUAUAAGUUCAGAUGAAAUUCUUUUACGAACAUUAUCAAUCAAUUUAGCUGAAACAUAUCAAUUUUAUCUUGAUUCACCAAUUCAAUCUAAUUUAUCGAAUGAAAUAUUUUUCAAUUGUACAAAACCAUGGUUUGGAUCUUAUUGUCAAUAUUCAUUCGAAUUUAAUCAAAAUGAAUUAAUAACAAAUACAAUUGAACAAACAUGUUAUAUUCUUUUAGAAUGUAAUCGUAAUAAUCCAUCGAUAUGUCUUGAUUGGCGAGAAAUAUGCAAUGGUCGAAUCGAAUGUUUAAAUAAUGGUAUUGAUGAAAUUGAAUGUUUUAAUUUAGAAAUAAAUGAAUGUGAAGAAAAUGAAUAUCGAUGUCAUAUUGGAUUAUGUAUUCCAAAAAUCUUUCUUGAUAUGGAAUUUGUUGGUGUACAAUGUCUUGAUAGAUCGGAUGAGAUUAUUCGAGAGAAUAGUUUUAGUUCUAAUUAUCUUUCGUAUGAAGAAUAUGUAUGUCAACCUGGUGAAGGACAAUUUUCAUGUGGUGAUGGAAAUUGUGUAGAAGAUUUUCAUGAAUGUGAGAAUAAUCGACAUUUAAGAUUAUUUCAAUCGAUUAGUGAACAAAAGAAUUUAUCCUAUUCAUGUUGGAUAGUUAUGGUUUGUCUUAGUAAAAUUCUUGAUCAAAUUGAAAAUAGAUCAUGUGAUCAUUUUAUGGAAUUAUUGAAGAUUAUUGAAGAUUUUCAAAAGUGUCAUUUUCCUUUGAAAUUUCCUGAAAUUCCUGUUCUUUUUGGUCAUAUACAAUUUUUAUAUUCUCGAAAAACAAUUCAUAAUUUUAAUAGAACAUUCAUUCUUAAACCUGAUUAUGUUUGUUAUGAUGCACAAUUAUGUGAUUUUCUCGAACCAUCAUUUCACUGGGAAAAUUUAACUUGUCGAUACGGAAAUGAAACCGGACUUGAAUCGAAUAUCGAAUUAACUACUUGGAAAUCUCUAAUCGAUUCAAUCAAACCAUAUUUUAUUGGUUGUAAAACUCAACAUCAUCAAAGUAUCAAUAGUUCUCAUUAUUCAUCAUUAUAUCAUUGUCAAAAUUCGUCGAAAUAUAUUUCAAAAUCUCGACUUAUUGAUGGUAUUUAUGAUUGUUUUUUGAAAGAUGAUGAACAAGUAUUUCAAUUAAGUUGUUCAUUAAACCAAACAUUUCGAUUUCAAUGUUCAAAUGAAACACAAUGUUAUUCACCUCUAAUUUCACGAAAUAUUUGUUCUUCAAUACCAAUCAAUUCUAAUGAAAUUUUAUUUUAUGAAAUAUGUAAUCGUAUUAUUGAUUUACCUUUAAUAUUAAUCAAUGGACAAUAUCAUUCAGAUGAAACAGAUUGUCAAUAUUGGCAAUGUAAUAAUAUUUACACACGAUGUGAUGGAUUUGAAAAUUGUCUUGAUGGAAAAGAUGAAAUUAAUUGUACAGAACCGAUUAUAUUAAAUUAUUUUCUUUUUUGUAUUUUACCAGAAAAUUCUUCAUUAAUGUGUUUACCAGUUAAUCAUGUUAAUGAUGGAAUGAUCGAUUGUUGUCGAGUAUUAUCCAAUGACUAUCGAUAUGUUCAAAUGAAUAAUAUUACUUUGGAAACAUAUAAAUAUCGUUAUUGGAAUAAUACAGAAUGUAUAGAAGACGAAGAUUGUUUCGUGUAUGAGAAGUUUUUGGAAUUAUGUGUUGAUCAUUCACAAUUAUCUAAUGACGAUGAUUUAAAUAAUCUUUCCAAUAUACAAAAUGCAUUAUGUCGAACUAUUACUACACGUGAUAUAUCUUUUUCAUUAGAAACUGCAUUAGUCUAUCCACCUUUACCAGAUAUUCACAUUAAUUCUGACGAAAAUCAAGUUGAUACUGAGAUGAGAGAAUUAUUCUUUCAGAAUUCUAUCCAAUCUAAUCCUUGUAAUUAUGGUUUACAUGUAUAUCAUCGAUUUAGUAUUGAUAAUUUCAAUAGUUUAUGUUUCUGCCCACCAAAUUAUUAUGGUGAUCGAUGUCAAUAUCAAAAUCAACGUGUUAGUAUAACUCUCGUAUUAGCAACUGUUAAUCAAUCAACUAUUUAUGCGAUUAUAGUUACUUUAAUGGAAGAUGAUAAUGAUCGACAAGAAAUUCAUUCAUAUCAUCAAUUUAUUUAUCAAUCAAAAAAAUAUUGUGGUAAACCUAUAGAUAUUUAUCUAUUAUUCGCAAAACGAGAUAAAGAUAUUUCAAAAAAGUAUAAUAUACGUAUUGAUGUAUUUGAUAAGAAUUCAUUGAUAUAUAUCAUAAGUUGGUAUUUAAAAAUUCCAUUUAUUUUUCUACCAGUUAAUCGAGUAACAGCAUUUUUAACUCUUCCAAUUUCUCGAACAAUUAAUUCUAUUCAUUGUACUCUUCAAUGUUUAAAUGGAAUUUGUAUAAAAUAUCAGAAUGAAGAACGUUUCUUUUGCAAAUGUUACUCAGGUUGGUCUGGUGCACGAUGUCAUAUUCCAAUCGAUUGUAGUAUGUGUGCAUCGAAUUCAAUCUGUAUUAGUUCAAUUCAAAAUCAACCAAUCUGUAUUUGUCCUCAGAAUAGAUUUGGUUCCUUUUGUCGACUUAAACUAACAUGUCCAAAAGAACAUUGUCAAAAUAAUGGUCAAUGUAUUGUCAUUGAUGAGAGAAGAAUAAAUGAUAGUUAUGUAUGUCUUUGUUCUGAACAAUUUUCUGGACCAUUAUGUGAAUAUCAGAAUUAUAGAAUAGAAAUUUCUUUGAAGAAUAUGAAAAUUCCAUCAUAUUUACUUAUUCAUAUUUAUAAUGGAAUUAGUUUUGAACAAUUAAAACCAACUUAUACCAUAUUGAAAAAGAUUUCUAUGUUUCAAACUGAUAUUCUUUUAUAUACUGAACAUAUAUUUCAAAUGAUUCUUGUUAAAACUUCUAAAUAUUAUUAUUUAGCUGCACUUCAAACAGUUGAAUUAUCUAAUUUAACAACAUCGAUUAGUGACGCACAACGAUGUCCUUCGAUUGAUGAACUUUUCAAUAAAAAACUCUUGUCUAUGCCACGAAUUUACCAAUUGAAAAGUUAUCAUCUUCUAUGUCAACAUAAUUUGAAUUUACAAUGUUUUAUUGAUGAAUUUUAUAUGUGUUUAUGUACUCGAGAACAUCAUAGUAAUUGUUUUCAAUUAGAUCAUCAAAUGAAUUUUCUUUGUAAAGAUAAUGUUUAUUGUGAAAAUGAUGGAACAUGUUUACAAGAUCGACCAAUAUGUUUUCAUGGAAUUUUAUGUUUAUGUCCCGAUUGUUUUUUUGGUGACCGAUGUCAAUUUUAUGCCAAAGGUAUUGGAUUAACAUUAGAUGAUUUAUUACGUUAUGAAAUUCGACCUAAUCGAACAUUAAAUGAUCAAUCAUUAGCAGUGAAAUUAAAUGCAACUUUUCUUAUGAUUCUAUUUCUAAUUGGUUUAUUGAAUAGUUUUCUUAGUUAUUUAGUUUUUGAAAAUUAUAAUUCACGUAAAGUAGGAUCAGGAAUUUAUCUUCGAUUAUCAUCGAUUAUUUCUAGUGUUAUUGUUUGUAUAUUAAUUAUGAAAUUUUGGUUUGUAAUAUAUACAUAUAUGAAUCCAUCAAUGAAUCGACAAAUUGUUCGAAUUGGUUGUAUUUUACUUGAACCUAUACUUCGUCUUUUUGUACAUAUGAGUAAUUGGCUUAAUACUUGUGUAGCUAUAGAAAGAGCAAUUGCAGUUUAUCAAGGAAUUUAUUUUAAUAAGAAAAGAAGUCGAUGUAUUGCACGAUGGAUUAUUUAUUUCUUACCAUUUCUUAUUUUAAGUUCAAUGAGUUAUGAAUUUAUUCAUCGUGAUUUAUUUGAUGAUAAUGAAGAACGACGUGUUUGGUGUGUAAUUCGGUAUUCUCAAUCAAUAGAAUGGUACACGAGAAUUGUUCAAUAUUUUCAUUUUGUUGUUCCAUUUUUAGCGAAUUUCUUUUCUGCUCUUUUUAUCAUUGUUAAUAUUACUCGUCAACGAAUGAUUAUUCGAACGCAUUUUAGUUAUAAACAACAAUUACUCAAUCAAAUCAAUGAACAUAAACAACUUGUUGUUAGUCCAAUUGUAUUAAUUAUUCUACUAUUUCCUCGUUUUCUCGUUUCAUUAUUAUCAAAAUGUGUUAAAUCAACACAAAAUCCUUGGUUAUAUCUUUGUGGUUAUUUCAUUGCAUUCAUUCCAUCAUCGUUCAUCUUUAUAAUAUAUGUUUUACCAUCGACUUUCUAUAGAAAACAAUUUAAACAAUCAAUUAUCACUUGGAGACAACGAUUUAGAGAAACAGUAAAAUAA